This is a messenger RNA of Papilio xuthus (Asian swallowtail), 4004 nucleotides long. RefSeq names its product condensin-2 complex subunit D3. The record is from RefSeq and is a predicted model, not a curated record. The transcript is spliced from 21 exons. Gene Ontology annotation, molecular function: histone binding. NCBI's taxonomy places the organism in Eukaryota, Metazoa, Arthropoda, Insecta, Lepidoptera, Papilionidae. Gene Ontology annotation, cellular component: condensin complex; condensed chromosome, centromeric region. Bases 73 to 3801 code for a protein of 1242 amino acids. Gene Ontology annotation, biological process: mitotic chromosome condensation; meiotic chromosome condensation.
CUUAUAUAAACAGAAAUCAUUAAUAAAUGUUUGUUGUUCAAUAUUUUAAAAAAAUACUGAAAAGAUAUUAAAAUGAACGAAAUCCUGAAUAAAAUCGAACUAUUACAAUUGUAUAACCUUAGUGAAGAUUGGGUGAAAGCAAUAUUUAAUUCAGAAUUUCUUGAAUUUGAAGAAUUACCAGCAGAAUAUGAAAAUACAUUUCAAGAUUUCGAAUACCAAAACGUUUGUCUCGAGAUAAUGCAAUCUAUAGAUUCUUGGAUGGACUCAGACACAACCAAUAACGAGGAAAAGUCAUGGGCUAAACUUUCGCACGAAAUACAACAUGAAAAACUUUUAGCAAUUCUCGCUUACUAUAUUGACUAUGGAAAUAAAAACGUUAUAAAUAAUGAGUCUCGUUAUAAUGCAUUGUUGUCCUCACGUUUAUAUUAUAAACUACUUACUAUUCCUGGAUAUAAAGCCUAUCACAUAUAUCAUUCUCAACUGUUUGUAAAUUCAUUGGUUUGUUUGAGUUUUCCUAAAAAAUUAUGUGAAAAUGAAGAAAAUUUUUUUAACAUUCGUGAAUUGACUCGUGAAGUCAAUGAUACGUUAAAAUCCUUACAAGAAUUUGCUAAUGAUCUGAGUAUAGUUAUUAAAACUUUACAAUUAAAACCAAACAAUAUGAAUUUUGAAGACAUAUUGAGUAAUUUAGUUGACAUUACUGGUGGAGCUAUUGUUAAAAAAUUGAAUGUAGAUAAGGUUCAGUUAGGAAAUUUAUCUGCAAGUAUUUACAACAUGAUCGACAUCUUAGUUUGUGAUUCAAAAGGGAGUCCUAGUCCAGAAGCUGUGCAGGUCCUUUUCAAAUGUCUUCUACCUAAACUUGUGGUAGCAUCUACUGAUUCUCGGAACAGUAAUAAUAUUGUCAGAGCAUCAUAUGUAACAUAUUCAGCAUUACUUCUAAGUAAAUUUGGUAAAGCUGCGUUACCAGGUUAUGUAAUUCUACUUCAACAUCUGUGCUAUACAUUAGAUGGAUUGGAGCGUGCCGAAGUCCGUACCGCUCGUAUGUCUCUCGUUCUCGGUCUGAUGAGUCUUCUGCCCAAAAGGUCCUAUAAGGAUUUCAUAAAAUGGAUUCUUAAAUUGUCAACAACAUCAAAAGUAUCACAUAGACAAAUAGCUGUGGAAAUAUUAAGUAAACUUUUAAGUAAUGAUCCUGAGGAAUCAGUUGCAAAUGAAAGUUUAUUGGAAAAUCAAAGCAGAAGUGAUGCAGAUUCUGGUAUACAGGAUUCCAGCGUGUUGACAACUGACACAGAAGAAGUCUCCGCAGUAGUUCCAAACACUGUUCAAAUUGUUACUAAUGGAGAAAUAAAUAAUGAAGAUCACAAUUCAUCCAAGCAGCAGGAGCAAGAUGCACUGUUAGAGGAGGAGUUAAGCAAAGUGCUGCAGGCGCGCACGCACACCGCACCGCAUGCGGCCAUCGUGCGCGCGCUCUACGACCGCGUGUACGACGUGUCGAGCACGGUGCGUAUGCGCGCGCUCGCCGUGCUCACAGACUGCGUCGACAGUACGCAUCCACCUGUACAGGACGCUAUUAAGAAAUUGAACGGUACAUGCGAAGUGUCGCGGCUGGCAGCGCUGGCGGGGCGCUGCGUGUGCGACGAGCGCGCGGUGGUGCGCCGCGCGGCCGCUGCGCUUGCGCACCGUCUCCUCGCCGUCGCGCACACGCACACGCCCAACGACCUCGCCGUUCUUAUAAGCCUAUGCCGCGACGCGAGUAUAAUAGUUCGGUCGACGGCCAUUACUGCGUUGGGCGAGCUGGUGACGCAGAUGCCGAGCGACGAGCUGCUGGAUGCUUUCCUGACCGGGCCCAUGCACCAGCUCUCCGAUCCUGAGCCUAAGGUACAAGAUCAAGUAUUGACCCAAAUCCAGCAAAUCUUGUUCGAUCGGAUGCGCACGCACAGCGCCAUAGCAAACGAGGACCCGCUGCCCUGGAUGUUCCUCGCGGCCAUCGUGCGCAAGAACAUGCGCCGACACUUGCAGAAGGCUUGCACGCUACUGCAUAAAGCAUCAAAAUGCAUAACCGACCGACUGAUAGAGAUAUUAAGAUCUCACCUGGGCAGUGUGAGCGCGUCACGUGACCUGCAGUGCCUGGCGCUGCUCACCUGCGUCGCCAGGCACCUCCACUGCGAACAACUUCACUUCCUCCUGCAAUACUUCUACAAGCUAGAACAUGAUGUACAGAAAGCGGAUAUCCGUAUCGUGGCUAUGACAUUGGAAAUGCUUACACUGUGGUCGCGCUGGCUGAGUGCGACGGACCGCGAGGCGCUCCGGCAACAUCUGCUGCAGAAGCUGGCCGCCGCAUCCACUGAAGACGAUGGUUGCAGACCCGACCGUGUCAAUCUAGCGGCACACCUAGACCCAAAUAAUUUAGAAUGGGCGUCACAUCUUAUGAAAAUCGCGGAGACGCGCGCUGCGGGCGGCGGCGCGGGCGCAGUGGCGGAGUGCGUGCGCGCGGCUGACCUGGCGCUGGUGGCGCCCGACCCGCCCUCGCCAGACCUGCUGCACUCGCUGCUGCAGCGCAUUCAACACCCCGCAUCAUGCGAGGGCGAUGGAGAUGGCGCGGGCGCGGGCGAGGGCGAGGGCGCGGGCGCUGGCGCGGGCGAGGGCGCUGGCGAAGGCGCGGGCGCGGGCGAAGGCGGCGAGGUGAGCGUGGUGGGUGAGGGGUGCGGGGUACAGGAGGUGAGCGCGUGUGUGGUGGGGGCGGGGAGGGUGUGCCUGCGGUCGCGUGCCGCCGCCGCCUCCGCCGCGCCGCCGCUUGCAGCACUGCUGCGCGACGCGCGCGCCCCUCUGCCCGCUCGCCUUAACGCACUGCUCGCACUCACUGACAUAUGCAUCAGGUAUGCUUGUAUCGUGGAGCCGCUGCUGGGGUCGAUCAGUCAGUGUGUGGACAUCGGCACGGCGCCCCCGCUACGCCGCGCCGCCGCACGCGCCCUCACGCGUCUCCUGUUGGCAGGCUACCUGCGCCUGCGCACGCCGCUAUACUACCGUUACUGCGCGCUGCUGGCGGACGAGGAGCACGACGUGCGCGAGCCGGCCGAGUACUACGUAAGCAGUUGCCUCACCACAGACCACAUCUACCAUCACUUCGUCGACUGUCUGCUUUACUACAACAGCGAUGAAGGCGGUGGGCUGUCGUUUGACGCGCGGCAGUUGAUCUACGACGUGAUGCUGCAGCGGCUGUCGGCGGUGCAGAAGCUGAACGUGCAGUGCCGCGUGGCGCGCGAGGUGCUGCAGCACGCCGCCGACCUGUGCGACGAGAGUGACACUCUGCCCGACACGUUGCACGCUGCACUGCUUGAUACUAUCACGCUGCUCUGCGGACCCAGGAUGAAGUUACCCAAAAAACCACAGACUACAGGUGAUAUAGCGGACAUAGACGACCUAACCGAGAGAGUUACAAGCAAUAUAGUUUCCUAUAAAAUGAAGCGCACUGUGGCGGAGGUGCUGGUGCCCGCUGUGCUGCGGCUGUACGCGCACAUGCGCCCGCGCGGCGGACAGCUCGCCGCGUACCUCGUGCGCAUCGCCACCGACCUGCUCACAGACUACCGGCAAGAGAUCGAGGAGUUAAUCCAGCUGGACGAGGAGCUGGUGCAGCGUAUCCGGCAGUUCCAGGAGACGAUCGGGCUAGAGCUGUCGUUCGGCAAUGCACGCAACCUGGUGACCUCUUCGGCGCCGCCCGACCCCGACACGCCGCGUGCACCGCGCAAGCGCCCCGCCCACCGUCACCACGACCCACAUCCCCACCCCAAGCGCGCGCUCCGGAUAUAGACGUAGCGCCCCGCCUACACGCUCCACAGGCCCCACCCGCACCUCAAGGGCGCCACGCCCACGAGCCACACCCCACCCUAUGAUAAUAUAUAGCGGCAUUUGUAUAUUAAAGAUUUAUAAACUAUCCAUAUAAAUGUAUGUUAGUCCUAACAUUAUACUAAAAUAAUUCUAAGCUAUAAAACAUGUAAUUUGUAAUCUUAUAC